This is a messenger RNA of Racocetra persica, 154 nucleotides long. The record is from the annotation of a GenBank genome assembly. NCBI's taxonomy places the organism in Eukaryota, Fungi, Glomeromycota, Glomeromycetes, Diversisporales, Gigasporaceae.
UUCUUCUGUGGCUAGUGUUGUUGUGGGUGUUGUGGUUGCUGAGGUUGCUGCUUUGGAGAUUGCUAGGGUUGCUGCUCUGGAGGUUGCUGGGGUUGCUGCUCUGGAGGUUGCUGGGGUUGCUGCUCUGGAGGUUGCUGGAGUUGCUGCUUUGGGG